Messenger RNA from Talaromyces marneffei, 978 nucleotides. RefSeq lists its product as uncharacterized. The record is from RefSeq and is a predicted model, not a curated record. The transcript has 2 exons. The coding region runs from base 1 to 978 and encodes 325 amino acids. NCBI's taxonomy places the organism in Eukaryota, Fungi, Ascomycota, Eurotiomycetes, Eurotiales, Trichocomaceae.
AUGAGUUUCUUGAAGCUUCAUCCAGAUUUCGACCAUCUCACAGGCCCAAAUCCGAGAAUUAUACUAUCUCUCGAGAACAACGCAUAUCCCUUUGCUCACGAGGCCGGAGUCUACAUCCCAUCCAAAAACCAAGUUUUCAUCACCAGCAAUCUGAUUACAGAAAACCAAAACACGCCGAGAAUUCAAAUUUCAAAGAUCACAUUGCAUCCAGAUGGAACCAGCUCGCAGGAAGAAAUCCAUCCCGAUAUUCCCAUGGCCAACGGUGGAGUGAAUUAUCGCGACGGGGUCUUAUUCUGUAGUCAGGGAACUGCUACACAACCAUCGAGUCUUGUAUGGAUGAAAAUUGAAGAACCUUACCAAUGCGAGACUAUAAUCGACAGUUUCUACGGUCGUCAAUUCAACUCCCUCAAUGACGUUGUUGUUCAUAGUGAUGGAUCGAUUUGGUUUACGGACCCGAUUUAUGGAUUUGAGCAGAAUUUUAGACCGCGGCCUCAGUUACCCUCGCAGGUGUAUCGGUAUGACCCUGGGACAAAGUCGAUUCGAGCCAUGGCGGAUGGAUUUGAGCGGCCUAAUGGGAUUUCAUUUUCGCCUGAUGAGAAAGUAGUGUAUGUUACGGACACUGAUCUUGUACAUGGAGAUGGAAGUAUAGAUUUGCACAGAGUAUCUACGAUCUACGCGUUCGACGUAGUGCACAGGCAUGGUCAACCAUUCCUCACUAACCGCCGACUCUUUGCCAUGGCAGACAACGGGAUUCCGGACGGCAUCAAAUGCGAUCUCGAAGGAAACGUGUACAGUGGCUGUGGAGAUGGUAUUCAUGUUUGGUCCCCCGGGGGUGUGCUCCUGGGCAAAAUGCUUAUACCGGGUGGUGUUGCCAACUUUUGCUUCACUCGGCCUGGGGAGAUUAUCGCCUUGAAUGAAACCAAGUUGUGGAGGGUGUCGUUGGCUCCAUCAUGCCAAGGGUCGCUUCUCAUGCUGUAG